AUGUUUAAUUUCAAUGAUAAUACUAGCGACUAUUUAUAUUUAUCGUCUAAUGCUCGUGCAGAAUUUGCUACCGAUAAUACAUCUCAUUAUUUACAACAGAUAACAAAUCAAGAAAUCAAUAAACUUAUUGUUUAUCAAGUUAAUCAUCAUGAAACAAUAAUAUCAAUAAUACAUUCGUUUAUAUAUAUGUCGUUGUAUUUAUUUAUUUAUCUAUGUCGUAAUAUAUUAUCAUUUUUACUUAUUAUUUAUAAAAUAAUAACUAACAAAAAUCGAUAUGAUGUGAAAAUGCAUCAAUCUGAAUUAGAAUCUGUCAAUUUAUCAAAUGAUCUUUAUGUUCAAUCAAAUAGAGAUGCACAAGCAGAAGGUCGUACAGCUUACUCAAGCGAUCAAACUAUAAUACUUUCUCCAACAGUGAUCAUCACGAAUGAUGAACAAUUAUCAAUUGAAGAUAGACAAGCACAUGAUGCAGGAGUUCUGAGAGGAAUAAACAAUAAUCGACCUACAUAUGUUAUUACAUAUAAUCAAAAUACUCAUGUCAAUCAAGAUCUAACAUUAUAUACAACUACAAACGAUAAUAUAUUUGCUCGAAAUGUACAAACUGGAGAAAAUAUUCCGUUUUUAAACAAUAAUGAUAUAUCAGAACCUGUAGUUGAUGAUCCAACAUAUAAUGUAAACCUUUUGAAUUCAGUCGAACCACAAGAUGAUAUAGAGUCCAAUGAUAGGAGUGAUGAUGAACAAGAUCUUAUUAUUAGUUCAGAAAGUGGUUUUGAUGGUGGCGAUAAAUAUGAUUCAAUAGACGAUAACGAAUCAAGAGAUCGAAUAUUACAAACUGCUGAAAAUCUCAAUAAUAAUGUUCAAAAUAACCAUCAAUUAGAUCAAACAAUAUUUGAUAAUGAGCAACGGACAAGAACAGACACACUUUUAUCACACCAUGAACCAAUUGAAAUGCAAGAAAAUGUUUCGGUUCUAAUCGAAGAUGCUCGUGCAACAAUAGAAGAUGCUACCUGUCUAAUAUCUAUAUUUAAUCAGAAGCAAACAAAUCCUACUGACUUAAAUAUUGAGUCAGAUGAAAUAAGGAUUGAUUAA
Rotaria sp. Silwood1 is the source of this 1086-nucleotide messenger RNA. Lineage: Eukaryota; Metazoa; Rotifera; Eurotatoria; Philodinida; Philodinidae. The record is from the annotation of a GenBank genome assembly.